Paraphaeosphaeria sporulosa is the source of this 1105-nucleotide messenger RNA. Its product is annotated as concanavalin A-like lectin/glucanase. The record is from RefSeq and is a predicted model, not a curated record. Gene Ontology annotation, biological process: polysaccharide catabolic process. NCBI's taxonomy places the organism in Eukaryota, Fungi, Ascomycota, Dothideomycetes, Pleosporales, Didymosphaeriaceae. Bases 207 to 968 code for a protein of 253 amino acids. The transcript is spliced from 3 exons. Gene Ontology annotation, molecular function: cellulase activity.
CUGGCCGACACUAGUAAAUAGAGUCCGUCAUUCUGUGUCCGGAACGUGCGUAGCAGCACCGCUCAUUGUAGAAGAUGAGUCCAAAAAGGAGCAUAGCGGAAGAAUAAAGGUGUAGGAGUGGACGCGCGUUCAACAUUCUAGAAGGACACUGACAAGCCUCCGCCACAAUCUGUACCGGUAACAUCUCCCUAGAUACAGCAGCCACUAUGCUUUUCCAACUCACCCUAGCCGGUCUCUUAACAGUCGCCGCCGCCAGCCCGGUCGCCGCCCCGGUCACCCCGGUCCGCCGCCAAGCUGCCACCCUCUGCGACCAGUACGGCUACUACGCGGCCAACGGCUACGAGUUCAACAACAACAACUGGGGCAAAGGGGCCGCCAGCUCGGGCAGCCAGUGCACGACGGUGCAAAGCACGUCCAGCUCGGGCGUCAGCUGGAGCACCAACUGGAACUGGCAGGGCGGCCAGAACAACGUCAAGAGCUAUGCGAAUGCAGGAAAGCAGUUCGCAAAGGGCCUUGUCAUUGCCAAUAUCAAGAGCAUGCCCACCAACAUCCAGUGGGACUACCAGCCCAGAGACAUCCGCGCAAACGUCGCGUAUGAUGUGUUCACUGCUGCGGACCCGAACCACGACAAGAGCAGUGGUGACUACGAACUUAUGAUCUGGCUUGCACGCAUUGGCGGCGUUUACCCUAUCGGCAAUAAGGUCACGACUGUCAACGUCGCGGGGUACAGCUGGGACCUGUAUGUCGGACCCAACGGCUCGAUGAAGGUGUUCAGCUUCAUUCCCUCGGACGGCUCCUGGAAGCUGUCUUUCAAUGCCGAUGUCAAGCAGUUCUUCAACUACCUUGCACAGAACCAGGGUUAUCCCAUCAACAACCAGAACUUGAUUGUUUUCCAGCAGGGCACUGAGCCUUUCACAGGGGCGGCUAAGUACACGGUCAACAGCUACAGCGCCAGCAUCAACGUUUGAUCAACGACAUGAUGGUAAGCAGGCUAGCCCAUGCAAUCAUCGCUGUGGCAUGUGGCUUGGUAACGCGGCGGUAGAGACACGCGAGCAGCAUUCUUGGAACUUCUCCCCUGUACAUAUUUGUCCCAGCAAUCUAGCGU